AAGAGCACUUGAAAAGUAAAAGGAAUAUGUUGCUAACGAGGUCGCGCGCCAAUAUUAAGUACUCAGAUAUCAUAUUAUUUUAGUUUAUAUUAUAACAUUUAGUCUACAUAGUUGGUACAGGACUAAAUUUACUUCUGUAAAUCUUACAUUUAUAAACAAAAUGAAUAACAAGAACUACAACAUUUCGACUCAACACCCGUACUUUAACAAAACAUAUUUCCCGAUAGAAGACUACUAUGACAUCGAGGAAUUCUACGAAAUAGAAACAUUUCGAGCAUGGGAGGAAAAGUUCGAAACUGUCCGAACUUUAAACAAGAUUUUUCUUGUCGUCUGCAUAGUUCUAGUUGUCAUCGACUUCCUGUUGAUGUUUACCGUCCUCUCUGCGCCUGUAAGGAAAGAGUCAGCAAGCUGGUACCUGUAUCAUCUUAACUUUGUGACAAUUCUUCAAGUUAUUUUCGCUCUUCCAAGACUUGAGGCAUCUCUUCAUGAAACAUACGGAUUUUGCAUGUUUUUCACGUUCACAGAAUGGGUCUUGACACUAGCACACUAUGUUAGCAUUGUUUUGAUGGAUAUUGAAAUUCUUGCAAACAUUUUUGCAUUGGAUCCGAAAUGGAAAAAUAAUCCUAGUAAACGAUUUCAUAUAUCAAUUGCUGUAACAUGGAUCUCGUGCAUUCUUUUUUCGGUAAUUGCGGUGUUCUUUGGGCACGAAGAACACUCCGCGCUCCCAAUCUGCUUCAAUUUGAAUAAAACUGCGGAAACCAUGGGACAUGUCUUGAAAAACCUUUUACCUUUUCUUUUUACAACUGGUUUAAUGAUUGCAGGAAUAACGCUUUUUAUUCACUCGAAAAGAAAUCCGGAAACCUACACACAUGUAACUCAAUAUCGGCUACAGACCUUUAACGAAUGGUUCGUGUGCUUUUUAAUUUGGAAUUCUUUCAUUGCGUUUGCAGAAAUUUUGGCACACAAUAUGCAUUUGCAUGUUGUUACUUUUGACUUUGUUUGGGAUGUGGCCUUCCAAAUGAUCAUCUUUAUAAUACACAUCGGACUUCCGGUGAGCUGCCUCAUUCUUCAACCAGUGCGCACGACUUGUGAGCAAUCGGCGAUGACAGUCUAUCAUUAUGUUACUGGAAAAAGCAGAUCGUGUUCAACGGAUUCUCCCGAGGUUCAGCUGUUAAGAGUUGAAUCUUCCGACUGAUGGGUCAUCGGCAACUUAAUAAUAGCAGCUUUAGACGGGGUAAACAUUUUAGAUCUAAAGACAGUGUUCAUAUUGGCAAUUUAAGACCCAGCGUUCAUUUUGGCAACAUAAGACUCAUACUGUUCAUGUUGGUUACUGAAGACAAAGUGUUUGUAUUUAUUGGAAACACGAGACACAGUAUUCAUAUUGUUUUGCAUAAUACAACUUGUUCAUAUUGGUAAUUAAGACGCCGUUUAUAUUGGUAACAUGAAACACAUUGUUCUUAAUGAUAACAUAUAAGACACAGUGUUUAUAUUGCUAUCAUAAGACAGAGUGUUCAUAUUUGUAGCAUAAGACUAAGUGUUCAUAUUGGUAACAUAAGACAUUGUUGAUAUAAUUAUUGGCAACAUGACACAGUGUUCAUAUUGGUAGCAUAAGACACAGUGUUUAUAUUGGUAGCAUAAGACAUUGUUAAUAUAAUUAUUGGCAACAUGACACAGUGUUCAUAUUGGUAGCAUAAGACACAGUGUUUAUAUUGGUAGCAUAAGACACAGUGUUCAUAUUGGUAGCAUAAGACAAAGUGUUCAUAUUGGUAGCAUAAGACAGUGUUUAUAUUGGUAGCAUAAGACACAGUGUUCAUAAUGAUAGCAUGAGACAGUGUUCAUAUUGGUAGCAUAAGACACACUGUUCAUAUUGGUAGCAUAAGACACAGUCUUUAUAUUGAUAGCAUAAGACAUAAUGUUUUAUAUUGGUAACAAAAGACACAGUGUUCAUAUUGGUAGCAUAAGGCCAAUAGUUCAUAUUGGUAUCAUAAGACAAUGUUAAUAUUGGCAAUAUAAGACUCAGUGUUCAUACUGGCUACGUAGAUCAUGUUUAUAAUGGUAAAAUAUGACACUUUUAUAUUGGUAGCAUAAGGCAGAGUUCAUAUUGGUAGCAUAAGACACAGUGUUUAUAUUGAUAUUAUAAGACACAAUGUUCAUAUUGGUAGCAUAAGACAAAGUGUUCAUAUUGGUAGCAUAAGACACUGUGUUUAUAUUGGUAGCAUAAGACACUGUGUUCAUAUUGGUAGCAAAUGACACAGUGUUUAUAUUGGUAGCAUAAGACACAGUGUUCAUAUUGGUAGCAUAAGACAAAGUGUUCAUAUUGGUAGCAUAAGACAGUGUUUAUAUUGGUAGCAUAAGACACAGUGUUCAUAUUGAUAGCAUGAGACAGUGUUUAUAUUGGUAGCAUAAGACAAACUGUUCAUAUUGGUAGCAUAAGACACAGUCUUUAUAUUGAUAGCAUAAGACACAGUGUUCAUAUAGGUAGCAUAAGGCCAAUAGUUCAUAUUGGUAUCAUAAGACAAUGUUAAUAUUGGCAAUAUAAGACUCAUACUGGCUACGUAGAUAGUGUUUAUAAUGGUAAAAUAUGACAGUUUUAUAUUGGUAGCAUAAGGCAGAGUUCAUAUUGGUAGCAUAAGACACAGUGUUAAUAUUGAUAUUAUAAGACACGUUUUAUAUUGGUAGCAUAAGACACUGUGUUUAUAUUGGUAGCAUAAGACACAUUGUUCAUAUUGGUAACAUAAGACACUGUGUUUAUAUUGGUAGCAUAAGACACAUUGUUUAUAUUGGUAACAUAAGACAGUGUUUAUAUUGGUAACAUAAGACAAUGUUUAUAUUGGUAACAUAAGACACAAUGUUAACAAUAUAAGACAGUGCCCAUAUUGGUUGACAUAGUGUUCAUAUUUGUAACAUAAGACGUAGCUUUCAUUUUGGAAGCAUAAGACACCUUGUUCAGAUUGGUAAAUUUAGACACCUUGUUCAGAUUGGUA
This is a messenger RNA of Ruditapes philippinarum (Manila clam), 2984 nucleotides long. RefSeq lists its product as uncharacterized. Lineage: Eukaryota; Metazoa; Mollusca; Bivalvia; Venerida; Veneridae. Bases 161 to 1195 code for a protein of 344 amino acids. The record is from RefSeq and is a predicted model, not a curated record. The transcript has 3 exons.